CAUAUAAUCUGAAUAUUUGACAAUUGUGUUAAAUUUUGAGGUUACAUUAUUCAAAGUAUCAAUAGAUCAUUAUUUAUGCUAAAGGAAACAUAAAUACAAAAUGCUUAGUGCAAUAAGAAAUAGCUUAAAAGCGUCAAUAAACAAUGUAGUGCGCUCUUUUCAAACAUCUGUACCUGUGGCGACUGAAAAAUUUGAUCAUAAGCGGAUUCCCGCAGACGACGAAGGUGUUCAAGGAGAAAAAAUUAUAGAUCUGGAUUCAGUUCUAAAAGCAAAACAGGAGUUGUUCCCUACACUAGAAUCAGACAACCUUUUAUUUGAUGGUACGCCAUAUAAAGAUCUCUCUGUGUGUAACAUCAGAGUGAGUCACAACAAUACAAUUUUCACUCUGACUGAUGCUAAUGGUGUAGUUAAGCUAAUAAGGUCCUGUGGUAUGGAGGGAUUUAAAAAUACUAAAAAAGGAACAAAUAUCGCAGCUCAAACUACUGCUAUAAAUUUAGCCACAAAAGCUGUUGAUCGUGGAAUAAGAACAAUAAGAGUUAGAGUAAGAGGAUUAGGGCCCGGUCGAUUGUCAGCAGUAAAAGGUUUACAAAUGGGAGGCUUACAAAUUGUAUCUGUAACAGACAACACCCGUGUAUCAUGGAAUCCACCGAGACCAAGAAAAGCUAAAAGACUAUAAAUUGUUAAAAUAUAUUUAAUUAGUAUCUUAGUAUAAAAUAAAGAUAUUACUCAAAAGAA
Molecule: messenger RNA, 735 nt
Organism: Nymphalis io (European peacock)
Lineage: Eukaryota; Metazoa; Arthropoda; Insecta; Lepidoptera; Nymphalidae
Gene: mRpS11
Product: 28S ribosomal protein S11, mitochondrial
Exons: 4
Coding region: 101-676 (191 amino acids)
Biological process (GO): translation; maturation of SSU-rRNA from tricistronic rRNA transcript (SSU-rRNA, 5.8S rRNA, LSU-rRNA); ribosomal small subunit assembly
Cellular component (GO): ribosome; mitochondrial small ribosomal subunit
Molecular function (GO): mRNA 5'-UTR binding; structural constituent of ribosome; small ribosomal subunit rRNA binding
Source: RefSeq, a predicted model, not a curated record